This is a messenger RNA of Gigantopelta aegis, 431 nucleotides long. RefSeq lists its product as uncharacterized. Bases 37 to 369 code for a protein of 110 amino acids. The transcript is spliced from 4 exons. The record is from RefSeq and is a predicted model, not a curated record. NCBI's taxonomy places the organism in Eukaryota, Metazoa, Mollusca, Gastropoda, Neomphalida, Peltospiridae.
CAACUUUAACUCAAAAUAUGAUUAAUUUUAUUUGAUAUGUCGACACUUCUGGUGUGCGCUUUUCUUUUCUUCUCGGGCUUAAUUGUAGUGUCCGGAAAACUGUCGUUGCGUGAUGGCGUGCUUGUCGAUAUUAUAGACGAUUGUGAUCCACAUGACCCUAAUUCUUGCGGAUCGGACAAGUGCUGUGUCAAAGACGGUAUUAUGUACAUCCCCGAAGCUACGGGUCCUAGACCCGCAUACCGAAUAGAAUGUCGACCUUUGACAACCGUGGGCAGAUUGUGCUAUCUCCGUCACUCGACUGAAAUGUGUCCGUGUGGUGCAGGACUUACAUGCAAAGCAUCGUCUUCGUUUUUCGGGCACUGUCACUGAAAGUUGUGGAUGCUUUAUGAUCAGUAAUUAUCAAACGGUCAUAAAUCGACCUUUAAGAUGCA